ACUCCACAAUUUUUAAGUUUCUAUCCUUACAUCGCCAAUUUCCGGUAACUUUUUUUGUUUUGUCGGAAAUGAAGUUCAGAAGGUGAAAGUAAAAAGAUAAAGAAUCCAGUUGUCUAGCAGUGCACACAUCAACUGGAUUGCCCCUAUUGGAUCCUGGAUCAGAUUUCAUCCAUUGUAUCUCAAGUGCCUACUCCAUGAUGUGUGAUCGGGAAAUAUGUAAAGAAACUUCGGAGCUGCCUCAGCCUCCUCCUCCACCUCCUCUUCCUCCACCCAUAAUAUGUGUCCAAGAAAUAACAAGAAGCGUUCAUGUCAACGAAGAUAGGCCAGCGGAGAAUAUAGUGAUCUCUAGAGGAAGAACUCUUCUGGAGAAUUCUCAAAUAAUCUUCAGCUUAACCCAGGCUUUAGAAGAAGACUUGUUGGGGAAGAUGGCGACACUGAUUGAAGAGCAAGGUGUGGAUGUCAACUCUACCCUUUCCUUUGGUGUUUGCAUUCUCCUCAAGGCUAUUCGCUGCCGUUCUACCAAAAUUGUGGAUUAUUUGAUAGAGAAAGGGGCCGACCCUGAGUCUUCUAUACGUGACCUUAUGAAACGGCCGUAUGGGCUGGAAGUGGAAUACAGCGUUUACUUUAAGAGAUAUGACCAGUGGUGUGUGGACACUUUGAAGAAACUGCUGCCCAUGAUGGGGGAGAGGCUGCACAGGAUAGUUGACACCGAAGGCAGAACACUUCUACAUUUAGCGUGUUAUUUCCCAGACCUCUCCAUCUUUGAAUACCUCCUCGAUCAAGGGCUGGACCCUAACAUCAAAGACAAUAGGGGAUCCACAGUGCUCAGCCUACUCAUAUCUCACCAUGAUACCAAAACUGCUUAUGAAAUGGUGCAACUGGUACUCAGCUUGCCUAAUAUACAGGUUGAUAUACGAAACGAUUCCGGUUCCACCCCGUUGUAUCAGAGUUUCUUGAUGAACCGCCUUGACUUUUUUUACCUCCUCCUGCGCAAAGGCGCUGACCCUUUCAUGCGCACCUACUCAGGGAACACACUGAUGCACUGCCCCUUCCUGCACUCCCACAAGUAUUUAAUCCUGUACGACCUUGGCCUCAACGUCAACGUGAAGACAAACAGCGGUUUGCGGCCCUUGCAGAAUAAGGCGGAGCUCAACUUUGAUUUCUUUCUGCUGAUUCUCUUGGGGAGGGAGGUCCUGCCAGAAGAGUAUGUGAAGAUGGAGAAGACCUUUGAACCCGCCAUCGUGAUGAGAAUCAGAGAGAAAGUGGAGAGGGGCGAGUUUCAUUGCACAAGGCUGCAAGCCAUGUGCAGGCAGACUAUCAGGAAAGCCCUAUUCAGAGCAGACCACACCUCCGUUGCUGAAAAUGUCUGGCACCUUCCACUUCCUAAGCCUUUACGUCUGUAUCUAGACGUCUACAUGUAUGGACAACAUUUAUUGGAUGCUUGGAGUGGCAAAUCUAAAAAUGCUGAUGUAAAGUGAUGGUUCAAUUUACAUUAAGUAAGGCAUGUAUUUAUCUAGUCAGAAUAGGAUACAUUACCUGAUAUGUUUUGUAUUGGCUUGAGAUAGACUAACACUUAAGGACAGAUUUAUACCUUCUUAAGAAGGUGAGCCUGGUGUCAGUCAGUUCAACCAGGUCACAAAGAGUUGGAUACUUCUACAAAGAAUCCACGACCUUAGCCUUCAACUGUAUUUAUAUGAGUGUGUAUCUAUUCGCAUAGAAUGAUUGUCUCACUGAACGCUUCCUAUUUGUUUACUUUCUGCUGCAAUAAACAACAAAAAAAUUGUUUAAAUGUUCUGUUAUUAUAUAAUUUUUUGGCUUUUUUUUUUUUUUUAGUAGAAAAUGGGAUUUAGUUUUGAAGCAAAUUUUUUUGUAUGUCUUUCAGUUGUGAUUUUCUGUUUUUUUGUUUUUUUAAAGCUAUUGAACAUUCACUGAGCUUAUUGGCUUAAAAAGUUUCAUCAGUUCAUGGUAAAACAAAAAUGUGAAUGUUGCCUAUUUGAGUUUUUACAAAGAAUUUUAUGUUGUAAUUAAUUAAUUGUUCUCACCCAAAAAAAUGUUUGUCCUACAUAUAUAUAUUUUUUAAUCCUGUGGUUAAAAAAAAACAUACUGGUACAUUGAUUUGUUGUUAAACCUGAUUUUUUUUUUAUUUUUCUAUUUUUUUUUUUUUUUGGGUUGUAUUCAUAAAAAAAAAUUUUAACAUUUGAGAUAAAUGGUUUAAAUUAAUUUAUUUUACUUUUUUUUUUUAAUUCAUCUCCAUGUUGUAAAAAAAAAAAAAAAAAGAAGGGGGUGAAUGUGUCAGUUUAGUGGAAAUGUUUACAAAAAUAAUUGAAUUUUUUUUUCUUUUUCUGCUUAUCUUUAUGUUAUAAAUUACAAAUGUUUCUUCAAAAGAAAAGAUAAUUGAUAAUUAUGUCCUAUGUGUAUCAAUGUGUUAAUCUAGUCUGCAUAUUAAUUAGAGACUUAAAACUCAGCUAAAUUGUUGGUUUUCUUGGCUGAUUCAGGCAACCCCUUCCAUGCUCUAAUUACACAAGGGAAGAAGCAGCACCUUUACUAAUGUCUUAGUUGUUUCAAAACAUUAAUUAGUUUUCAUUUCAUUUGUUCUCUUACUCUAUGGAUGCUCACUAUUUCAGUGAAUACCCUAAAUGAUCAAUGUCACACCUUCAACUUACAAAGGCUGGUUUUGGAUUUAGGAGUCAGUUGUUCACAAAUUAUUUUUUUUUCUUUUUUAGAAAAAUCACACAAUUUUUUUUUGCAUCCCAACUUUGUCAUUAAAAGUCUCUUCUGUUGUAUGCUACCAUAUGACUGAUAAUAAUUGGCUUGUUGUUGGCCCUUAGAAAUACUUAGGUAAAAAUAAAGAAAUAAUUUUCAAGUCCUUGUCUUCUUUAAACCCUUUUACAAUUAUGAGAAAAACAGCAACAUGAUCUUUUGUUGUUCUUCAACAAUACUAAUACUUUGGUAUUUUUAAAAAGAAACUGGUGCACAUUUUAUGAAAUUGUUUAUUUCUUUCAGUUGUAACUUUUUUUUGGUGUUGAUUAUUUGCCUACAAAUUUGACUUCCCAGUUAUUUUAUUUAUCAGUGUAUGUCAUAAAUACAAAAAUAAUGUGAUAUUCAUUUUAUGUUGAUAUUUAGUUUUUUGUUGUUUUUUUCUAAACUACUUGCGAUGAAAUAUUUGUGACUUAAAAACUAAAAGCUCUGUAUCUUAAUAUCCACCUUUUUUUUUGUGUGUUACAAUGGCUUGUUUUGCAUAUUUUAAAUUUAUUGCCUUUAGAAGUAAAUAUAUUUAUUUCAUUUUUUUGUUGUUGUUAUCUUGAUAAGCUUAUAAGGUUUAUCUACACAAAUAGGUGCUACAAAGUAAUAACAAUGAUUGUUGUGAAUUGGUCUUUGUACAGUUUAAUGCACUUCAUGGUUACAGAAUGUAGUAAAACUGAAAUAGAAUUCUGAAUACAUGUACUAGUUUCUCUGUGAAUUGAAAGAAAUAAAAUUCUAGUUGAAACAUUA
Messenger RNA from Biomphalaria glabrata, 3492 nucleotides. Its product is annotated as poly [ADP-ribose] polymerase tankyrase-2-like. The record is from RefSeq and is a predicted model, not a curated record. The transcript is spliced from 4 exons. Gene Ontology annotation, biological process: intracellular signal transduction. Lineage: Eukaryota; Metazoa; Mollusca; Gastropoda; Planorbidae. The coding region runs from base 195 to 1478 and encodes 427 amino acids. Gene Ontology annotation, molecular function: protein binding.